Molecule: messenger RNA, 719 nt
Organism: Daphnia carinata
Lineage: Eukaryota; Metazoa; Arthropoda; Branchiopoda; Diplostraca; Daphniidae
Product: protein phosphatase 1 regulatory subunit 14C-like
Exons: 6
Coding region: 170-634 (154 amino acids)
Biological process (GO): regulation of phosphorylation
Cellular component (GO): cytoplasm
Molecular function (GO): protein serine/threonine phosphatase inhibitor activity
Source: RefSeq, a predicted model, not a curated record
GAUCUCUAAAACUUCGUUCCGACGUCUACGUAAAAAAGAGCAUUCUGUUCACUUCUUGUUUGGCCAAGCUCUGUAGCUGACACAACAGUGCUUAAAAUUUUAGAACUCACGAACUCGGUCUGUGCAAAGACAAGCGUGCGUCUCCUGUUUCAACCGGUCUAGUGUGGUAAUGGAUCAUGGGUUAUCAUCCAACGGAUAUUCUCCUGUACCACGCAUGGAUAAUCCUUUGAGUACACGUGUAAUUGCUGCAGCAUCUCAGAGUUCACCAAACAAUUCAGAUAAAAAUAGUCCAAACAGAGGUAGUCUUCAUGUAGGAUUUUCUGAAGAAAAGGGAGAAGUAAAAGAAAAAAGGGAACGUUUCCUAACUGCCAAAUAUGGAGCACAUCAGAUGGCUCUCAUAAGAAAACGAUUGGCAGUGGAAAUGUGGAUUUAUGAGCAAUUGAAUGAACUGCAUGGGUGCACUGAUGACUCUCAAAGCCACGAUGUCGAUCUUGAUUUAGACGAUUUGCUUGAUAUGGAAGAUGACAGUGAACGUCGCACGUACUUGCAGAAGCUAUUGUCCAACGCCAAAAGCCCACCCGAAGCUGUCGAUACAUUUGUCAGCGAGUUGCUGAACCGGACUAAAGUUUUGUGACGACGAGGAAGGAAAAAAACGCCCCAUUGUGGUGAAAAUUAAAAAUAAUAAUAAUAAAAAAAUAGCAACGACCAACGAAAUGACA